AUGAAUGGCUUUCUAACCAGAGUGGCACAUCAUAAGAUUACCGUGGCUUCCUACCUACGCUUCACAGAAAAUCCCACGAACAGUCAGAUAGAUCAGUAUUUGAACAUUAUAAGGAAAACAGCGAGAAUUGUGUUUAUGUGUGCAGAGAAUACUAAUUUCCGAAAAAUAAUGAUACGAGCUCACUACAAUGGAAUGACAACGGGAGAUUACGUCUUCAUCGAUCCAAACUUUUUAUCAAACGACGAGCAAUAUCGGUACAGAGCAUGGUACAAGAAUGACUCUGAUGACGUCAUAUCACGUGAAGCAUUUCGUCAUGUCAUUCAUUUGACGGCAGCCAGAUGGUUUGACGAUGCCAGCAAGGAGCGUCACUUAGAACUAAUGAGGAUGAUCCCACAGAGAAUGACCGAGCCCCCCUGGAACGAUUCUACAGCACUUGAUGAAGGCUUAUCCCCCUCCACAUCAGCUCCAACAUUACAUGACUCUAUGUAUCUGGUCGUUCUGUGGUGGGAACAUUGUUACAAUAAAGGACUAAAUCACAGAGACGGUGCUGGACUUUUCAAAUUUACACAUAACUUAACUUAUAAUGGUACCAGUGGUAAAAUUCAUUUUGACGGUAAUGGAGAUAAACAGCCUGUGUUCUGGGUCGAAGAUCUGAAAAAUAAGAGCGAUGAAACAAGGAUUUUUGCCAUCGUAGAAACAGGAUCAGAAGUAAGAAAGCAUCAGCUUUAUAAGUCUACUUUGUGGUUGACCAAAGACGGGGAGGCACCACCAAGUACACCACCGUGUGGUUUCUCUAACGAGUUCUGUCCACCUAUAAUCAAAGAUCAUACCACUGAAAUUAUAAUCUCCCUGUCUGUUGUCGUCGUUUUUCUCAUCGCCAUUAUUAUAUCGGGAUUUUAUAUCAGGAAGAGAAAAUAUGACCUGCAAAUAAUAAAGAUGACUUGGAAAAUUGAUAUCAACGACAUUAGCAGAAAGGGAAACAAGCGCGGAAUCGGUAGUCAGCUCAGUAAGAGUACCUUUUCAAUGAUUGACUGUGAAGCCAGUAGUAAUGGUACAAGCAACCUUAACUUUACCAAGACAGCCGAGUAUAAAGGUCAGACUGUAGCAAUCAAAAGUAGCCCUCUGUCUACAGUUCAGCUCAAUAUGACGGACCUGGUGGAACUAAGAGCGAUGCGGGAUUUUUUGCAUUCCAAUGUGAAUCCUUUUAUCGGCGCUUGUAUCGAUCCUCCCAAUAUCUGCUGCCUGUUUCUGUAUGGCACCAAGGGAAGUCUUCAGGAUGUCUUGGAAAAUGAUGAUAUCAGAUUAGAAUGGGCUUUCAAAGUUGGAAUAUUGAAAGACAUUGCCAUGGGAAUGAAGUAUCUCCACUCAUCCGUCCUGAAAUCCCACGGGCGACUUAAAAGUUCUAAUUGUAUCAUCGACAACAGAUGGACUGUGAAGGUCACAGAUUACGGCGUAUCAGCUUUCUACGAGCAUGAACAACUGGAAAAUAUUAAGAAAAUGGAAAAAUUUAAAGAUUUAUUAUGGACAUCUCCGGAAAUAUUGAGGUCUGGCGACAUAGCUCCCAGAAAUGGCACACGGGCUGGUGAUGUAUACAGUUAUGGAAUCAUCAUGCACGAAACGUUUUACCGAAACGGACCAUUUCCUAUUUCAGGAAAAACAGCAAAAGACAUAAUAAAGGGCAUACACAGUGGCCAGUCGUAUAAACCUGAAAUCAUCAAGACAGAGGCCAUUAAACCUCAGAUGUUGAAAUUAAUGAAGAUGUGCUGGGAUGACGAUUGGCGACUGAGGCCUGAUUUUACCAGCAUUCUAAGCUUUAUUAAAGAAAACAACACCGAGGCGAGCGUGAGUAUUAUAGACUCCAUGAUAACGAUGCUAGAAAAGUAUGCCAAUAAUCUAGAAGAUCUAGUGGAGGAGAGGACAGUAGCACUCAACGAGGAGAAGGAUAAGACAGACCGUCUAUUGUAUAGGAUGUUACCCAGGCUUGUGGCUGAUAAACUAAAGAGAGGUGAAUUUGUUGUCCCAGAGGAGUUUGAGGCUGUUACCGUAUUCUUUUCAGACAUCGUAGGGUUUACCACUAUUGCUGCUAAGAUCACGCCGCUUGAUGUCGUGGAUUUCCUUAACGAAAUUUAUACGUUAUUUGACGAUAUAAUUUCCACAUAUGAUGUUUAUAAGGUGGAAACGAUUGGUGACGCCUAUAUGGUGGUCAGUGGGCUGCCGGAACGGAAUGGGAAUGCUCACAGUAGCGAGAUAGCUAACAUGUCACUGGCCAUAUUGGAACAACUCAAACAAUUCACGUUAAAGGCUAUCCCUGAACAAAAAGUAACGGUUAGGAUAGGUCUACACACAGGACCAGUCUGUGCAGGUGUUGUUGGACAGACGAUGCCGCGGUACUGUCUCUUUGGAGACACAGUGAAUACAGCAUCAAGGAUGGAGUCUAAUGGAGAAGGUGGAAAGAUUCAUAUCACAGAAAACACAAAGACUGCGUUGCACAAUCUUGGAGGUUAUGAGAUGUUAGACAGAGGAAAUAUAAAAAUAAAAGGAAAAGGAGAAAUGUUCACGUAUUGGUUGUUAGAUAAAACAAAGGUUUUACCUCCUAUAUUCUCCCCGAGUAACUCAGAAAAGAAACAAAUGUGCAGUUUUACAAGACAGCAAAUGUCUCUUAGAUGUGGAGUAGAUGUAACAGACGGAUUUCCCGGCGAGGAAUGGACGGAAGUCUACUACUGACCUGAGAAUUACAAAGAACAACCUACAGAACUUUACAUAUUUAAAACGUCAGGCACCGGACAAUUAAACUAAGAUGAGCUUAAUUACUUAUGAUCUCAGUUUAACCUUCCACUAUAAAUUAAAAAAAAAGUUAAGAAAUGGAUAAAAAUGAAACUGAGAUAAAAUGUAGGCUCAAUAAAAAUAAAUCAAGGCCUGAAAGCCAGAUUACCUGAAUGCAAAGAUAUAUAUUUUGUUGAAAAAUAAUUAAAAACUGGUUAUGCGUAUUCUAAAGCUUAUUGCGUCAAUUUCGCAAAGAAACUUCAAACAAGGAUGCUUUCGUUACAAGAAAUGUCACACUAUAACGGAACUAUGAAAUUUUGUGGUAUAAUAAAUUGGUAGAUGACUGAGCAAAUAAAACUGAUGGAUUACAGAUUAGUAAUCCAACAUACUGAGUAUUGUCAAUCAUACAUUUUCG
Saccostrea echinata is the source of this 3178-nucleotide messenger RNA. Its product is annotated as atrial natriuretic peptide receptor 1-like. Gene Ontology annotation, biological process: cGMP biosynthetic process; intracellular signal transduction; receptor guanylyl cyclase signaling pathway. Gene Ontology annotation, cellular component: membrane. The coding region runs from base 1 to 2724 and encodes 907 amino acids. NCBI's taxonomy places the organism in Eukaryota, Metazoa, Mollusca, Bivalvia, Ostreida, Ostreidae. The transcript has 20 exons. The record is from RefSeq and is a predicted model, not a curated record. Gene Ontology annotation, molecular function: protein kinase activity; peptide receptor activity; ATP binding.